This is a messenger RNA of Hansenula anomala, 2133 nucleotides long. It is a transcript of the gene HIR1, whose product is annotated as Hir1p. Lineage: Eukaryota; Fungi; Ascomycota; Saccharomycetes; Phaffomycetales; Wickerhamomycetaceae. Gene Ontology annotation, cellular component: nucleus; HIR complex. The transcript is spliced from 2 exons. The record is from RefSeq and is a predicted model, not a curated record. The annotation marks the transcript as partial. Gene Ontology annotation, molecular function: nucleosome binding; protein binding. Gene Ontology annotation, biological process: DNA-templated transcription; chromatin organization.
AUGUACAUUCUCAAACUUCCGUGGCUGAAUCACGAAGAGGAGCAUAGGAAACAUGAAGUGUAUUCCCUCAGUAUAAGUCCAGAUGGUUCCAGAUUGGCUUCAGGAGGUCUUGAUGGUAAAGUAAGGAUAUGGUCAGUGGCAGAUAUAUUGAAGUACAGAGACGGCACAUUGGUAAAAGACAACACUUGCAAACCGUUAUGCAGCAUGAGUCGUCACACUGGUGCUGUUACUGUUGUUAAAUUUUCACCAGAUGGACGUUUCUUAGCUUCAGGUUCGGAUGACAAAGUUUUAUUAAUUUGGGAGAAAGAUGAAGAGGCCAGACCUGUCUUUGGAGAGGUUGAUAAUGUUGAGCACUGGACUGUUACUAAAAGGGUUGUUGCCCAUGAUAACGAUAUUCAAGAUAUGGCAUGGGCGCCUGAUUCAAGUAUUUUAGUAACUGUAGGGUUGGAUAGAUCAAUUAUUAUCUGGAAUGGGUCAACUUUUGAAAAGAUCAAAAGGUUUGAUGUGCAUCAGUCUCAUGUGAAAGGUGUGGUAUUUGAUCCUGCUAAUAAAUAUUUUGCUACAAGUUCUGAUGAUAGAUCUAUUAGGAUUUUUAGAUAUCAUAAGGGUUCAGAAAUUUCAUUUUCUAUUGAAAAAAAUGUCUUACAGCCAUUCAAAAAAUCUCCUUUAACCACAUAUUUCAGAAGAUUAUCAUGGUCUCCAGAUGGUCAACAUCUUGCUGCUCCAAAUGCAACAAAUGGACCUGUCACAUCAAUUGCGAUCAUAAACAGGGGAACUUGGGAUUCAGAUAUCAGUUUAAUCGGACAUGAAAGUCCCUGUGAAGUUGCAUCUUUUUCUCCAAUACUUUAUGAAUCUAAUGAAAAUGGUGAAACAAAAAUAUCAUCAACUUUAGCUACUGGUGGCCAAGAUAAAACUUUGGUAAUAUGGAAUACAGCAUCAUCAAGUCCUAUAGUUGUCUUUGAAGAUAUUUUUUAUAAAACUAUUACGGAUCUUUGCUGGACUCCCGAUGGGAAAACUCUAUUUGCAUGUUCAUUGGAUGGUACAAUUGCAGCAAUUGUCUUUGAAGAAAGUGAAUUAGGGAAAAGCGUUCCAUCUAAUAAAACUGAUGAGAUCUUGAAUAGAUAUGGUGUCGAUAAAGAAAGUAUGGUUUUCGCAGAAAGUGCCAAUCAAUUAAUCUUAGAAGAAAAAGCUGCAGAAUUCCAAAAGACUUUAUCAGAUAAACAUAUGGAUCGUUUGUUAAGAAUUGAACAGUCUACCAUACAGAAACCAGCACCUCGCCCCAUCCCACCUCCUGUUUCACAGCCAGCAACUCCACAUCUACCUGCGGCUCCACAACAGGACCCUUCCAAAACUAAACUAAAUAGAGCAGUUUUAACGAAUGGUAAGAAAAGAGUUGCACCAACAUUGAUUUCAGUUUCCUCAGCAUCUACCCACGCAAGUAACAAGUUCCAAAAUGUGACGGUUUCUACGAAAAAAGUUGAGAAUGAAAAAGCAGCAACUAAUUUACUAUCCAAAACUCCAUUCAGUCUUCCCAAGUUUGGUCUACAUACGUCUGUCCAUGGUUAUUUUGUUAAGAAAGUGGUUCAAGAAGAUGAUGAAGAGAAUGAAGGUGAUGAAAUUGAUGAUUAUGAAGAAGAUGAAGAUGAAGAGGACGAAGAGGAUGACUUAUUGUACUCUACAAAGAAAAGAAAAACCAAACAAGAGAUACCUAUAUUACAACUUCAACCAUCAUAUGAUUCUUCAAGGCUGAUUUAUAAAAGACUUAUUGAUGGUGAUCAACAUUCUAUACUGGAGGCUCAAAAUUAUGAAGAUCCAGAAGAUGAUGAACCAACUAUUGUACGAGCAAAGACCAAUGGGAAACUCAUGUUCGAAACUUAUCUAAAAGAUCGAAUUACUGGCAUCACUGGUGAGUUUGACAAAUACUGGAUAUUGGCUACAGAUACGUGUGCCUUGCUGAUUUAUUCACCAACAGGUAGAAUGUUGUACCAGAGAAUUGAACUUGGUUAUAAUAUCAGUUUUAUGAGUUGCAAGGCUGAUAGUUUGAUAGUAUUGACUGAUGAUUAUAUCAUUCAUAGCUAUGAUUUAAAACGUUUCAAGAAGUUGCAUAAGAAAGUUUCGUUAGCACCAAUAAUG